This is a messenger RNA of Odobenus rosmarus divergens (Pacific walrus), 698 nucleotides long. It is a transcript of the gene GUK1, whose product is annotated as guanylate kinase 1. Gene Ontology annotation, cellular component: cytosol. Gene Ontology annotation, biological process: purine nucleotide metabolic process. The transcript has 8 exons. Lineage: Eukaryota; Metazoa; Chordata; Mammalia; Carnivora; Odobenidae. Gene Ontology annotation, molecular function: GMP kinase activity. Bases 39 to 698 code for a protein of 219 amino acids. The record is from RefSeq and is a predicted model, not a curated record.
GGGCGGCGGCGGCGGCGGCGGCGGCGGCGCCGCCCCUGAUGCUGCGACGCCCGCUGGCCGGGCUGGCGGCGGCCGCCUUGGGCCGGGUCCCCUCGGACGGGAUGUCAGGACCAAGGCCGGUCGUCCUGAGUGGACCGUCAGGGGCCGGGAAGAGCACCCUGCUGAAGAGACUCUUGCAGGAGCAUGGCAGCGUCUUCGGCUUCAGCGUGUCCCACACCACAAGGGACCCGCGGCCUGGGGAAGAGAAUGGCAAAGAUUACUACUUUGUGACGAGGGAGGUGAUGCAGCGGGACAUCGCCGCGGGCGACUUCAUCGAGCACGCCGAGUUCUCAGGGAACCUGUAUGGGACUAGCAAAGCUGCUGUGCGGGCAGUGCAGGCCAUGAACCGCAUCUGCGUGCUGGACGUGGACCUGCAGGGUGUGCGGAACAUCAAGAAGACGGACCUGCGGCCCAUCUACAUCUUCGUGCAGCCACCCUCGCUGGACGUGCUGGAGGAGCGGUUGCGGCAGCGGAACACGGAGACAGAGGAGAGCCUGGCCAAGCGGCUGGCGGCCGCUCGGGUUGACCUGGAGAGCAGCAAGGAGCAGGGCCUGUUUGACCUGGUCAUUGUCAACGACAACCUGGACGUGGCCUAUCGGGCCCUGGAGGAGGCUCUGGCCGAGGAAAUCAAGAAGGCUCAGAGGACCAGCCGCUCCUGA